Drosophila willistoni is the source of this 946-nucleotide messenger RNA. It is a transcript of the gene CAH8, whose product is annotated as carbonic anhydrase 2. The transcript has 4 exons. The record is from RefSeq and is a predicted model, not a curated record. Gene Ontology annotation, cellular component: cytoplasm. NCBI's taxonomy places the organism in Eukaryota, Metazoa, Arthropoda, Insecta, Diptera, Drosophilidae. Gene Ontology annotation, molecular function: zinc ion binding; carbonate dehydratase activity. Bases 1 to 894 code for a protein of 297 amino acids.
AUGCAUUUUCCGGUAUUUGAUGACUUCUAUCAGCGUUUUCUAUUUCUGUUGCCGUUCGUUACAAAUUUUUCGCCUCAAGAUCGUCGUUUUACAUACGAUGCACCAGAUCAGUGGCAAUUUGAUUUCCCACAAUGUGGAGGACCCGAACAAUCGCCAAUUGCCAUUACGGCCCACAAGGUGAUACCAAUUGGCUUGCCCCCGUUGUAUUUCGGUUUAUACGAUGAGCCAUUCGAUCAGCUAUUGAGCAUUAAGAAUAAUGGACACACAAUUGAAUUCAGUGUGCCCACAACGGUAUUUGGCGAACGACCCUACAUCACGGGAGGUCUAUUGCGGGGUUUCUAUGAGACGAUGGCCGUUCAUUUUCACUGGGGUUCAUCACAGUCCAAGGGCUCCGAGCACUUGAUCAAUGGUCGUCGUUAUGAUCUGGAAGUGCAUAUCGUUCAUCGAAAUAUAAAGUAUUCAACUGUUGAGGAGGCUCGCAAUUACAAUGAUGGUUUGGCCGUGUUGGCUGUGCUUUUUAAAGUGGUUCGAACAAGUCACUCGUUUUAUCAGCCUGGUUUGAAUGAAGUCUUUGGCUCGUUGCUGCAUCUGACAGAAUUUAAUAGCACGUACACGCCGGCGGCUCUAUUAACUCUGGGCUCCCUGCUGGGCACCUUGGAUAGAGGUAAUUUCUAUGCCUACAAGGGUUCAUUAACCACGCCGCCGUGUUCACCGGCUGUACUGUGGCAUGUGUUUGCCGAGGUAUUGCCUAUUUCCCAUCAGGAACUGCCCAAGUUCUGGCAACUACGAGACCGACGUGGCCGUCCGUUGGUCAAUAAUUUUCGACCACUUCAAUCACUGGAAGCGAGACAAAUAUUUCAGCGAAGCCCAUUUCAUGAGUAUCUCUGGAUUUAGCCAACAGAGGAGAGGUUCUUUAGAAUAAAUCGCUAGUUUAAUAUUAAGUAAG